Messenger RNA from Histoplasma mississippiense, 1521 nucleotides. RefSeq lists its product with no specific name. The record is from RefSeq and is a predicted model, not a curated record. The transcript has 3 exons. Lineage: Eukaryota; Fungi; Ascomycota; Eurotiomycetes; Onygenales; Ajellomycetaceae. The coding region runs from base 1 to 1521 and encodes 506 amino acids.
AUGCCAGGGAAGAGCCACAAGAAGGACAGUUCGAAGAAAUCAUCAUCUCCCAGGAAUUCUGCUGUGGACCCAAUCCCUGUUACCACUGUUAAAUCUUCCGGUUAUGCCAGCGAGAACUCCUCUCCUAUUGCGCGGCCCCGACAACGUUCCAAAUCUUAUAUUAUCAAACCAUCGACCAGCAUUACUACUAAGGACGUCCCAAUUUUGAAAAGGAGCGCUACUGAAAGGCCAAGUGAACUGCGACCUAGACAGCAGUCACCGAACGUAUUCGAGUUUUUGGACAAGGACGAUUCUGAAGACGCCAGUGCCCGCUGGGCGCAGACCAUAAGGCCGAGGCAGCCAUCUACCACCUCCGCAGCAUCCCAAAGUUCUAGACGAAAGUCUAGUGCCUCUUAUAGCUUCAACUCAGAUUCAGGAGUAUCACUCAGGGGACACAGUCCGGACCGAGCUUCGUCAAUCUCCUCUACAGAAUAUCAACCAGCAACACCUCCCGAUCUCUCCCUAGAUACACUCAACUGGAAAUUUGCAGAUGAAUCUAGAACCCGCCGCCGCCUCCAUAUGGCCGGAGCGUAUACGACCGAUUCGGAAACAGUAUUGGAAAGUCCCACAUCUCCAGGCCUUGGAUAUUUUGAUUUCUCUGUCCCUGAAUCAUAUUACACUCACACGAAACACACCUUUGCUGAGCCCCCUCCAAACUCUGCUAUCCGCCCCUCGUACCCGUAUCGUCAGCCAAAUCUUGACAUGCGCAAAUUCAACAUGAGCUCCAGCAAAAUGCAAAGACGUGCUUCUGUGGAAUCAGAUCCAAAACGAGGCGAAUCGCGCGAUGUUGACCGCCCCUUACUCUAUCGCAAGUUUGAGCCAUUAAAUCAUCGCCUACUUCGUCAUCUCCAGGAAGAAAUCGCACAAAUGGAAGAGGAUCUCACAAUCCUUGACGAUGUCGAAGAGGUUCGACGAGUCGCAGUCAAUGUUAAAAAUUCCGGAAGACAGAAGCUGUUCUCAACAACAAGUCAAGACCUCCAGUCUGAGGAAUUAUCUGCGCUUCAGCAGAGGAAGUCUGAGUUGGUGGAAAAGCUUGUGCUGAAGAUCGAGCAAUAUAAUCGCGCCCUCUGCUCAUAUCAUGAGGUUUCCUACAAAUUGCCGACUGCCACAGACGACGAAGUUGAGACCUACCGUAACUGGGUUCACGAUCAUUCGUCCAAUACCAAGUCUGAUCUGAGGUUCCUCGCCCAUGACAACGACCUUAUCUUACUCGGAGAACGUCCAUCCUCCUCCCGUACUCCGAAUCCUAUAUAUUCCACUAUUGCUGCUGUUUCAGCUGCCAUCCUAUUCCCGCUGCUAGCCUUUGGUGUUAUAUCUGAGUUCUUCGGACGCAUUGCCGUGGUCUCCAUCGUUGGCGGAGCUACUGCUCUGUUCGCUUCGAAUGGACCACCUGGCAAUGAAUAUUUGAUUGAUCCAAAUGAUGGCUGGAGAUGUGCUGCAUUAUAUUUUGGCUUUAUGUCUGCCGCUGCCAUCAUUAUUUAA